AUGGAGAACAGUUCUACACCAAAAAAACCUCUUGUAAAAUAUAUUAGACAACUAUUGGCGCUGUGUGAGCAGGCAGAUGUCUUAAUUAACGAAGACGAUCAUGAAACUCUCAUACAUCCAGAAAUUCAUUUGUUACGUUCAAAGGUCAUCAAGUUGUGUAAGGUAGUACUCAGUAAUGAAGAAUGGGGUCGUCAAAUUCUCGAUAGAGUUUGGAGAAGUUGUUACUAUUCGACUAUCUGCCGUAUACGAAGAGCUGCUCUCAGUGUUGAACAAAAAAUUUGGACGGAAUCGUUACUUGAAACUUAUGUGAAAGAAUUGUGCAUUUUUAUACAGGAUUUCCCUUACCUACGUUCUUCAGCAUGUCUUUAUAUUGGUGAUCUACGUCGGUAUGCAUGGCUUAUUUGUGGAGCAGUGAAAUAUAGAAAUUUGGCACUUCUUUGUUACCGCAAAUCAGCCAAGUUGGAUGAAGAGAAUGGUAUUGCAUUGAAUCAGCUGGGCUUGCUUAUACAAGAAGCCAAUCCGAUCUGCGCUUUGCUAUACUUUCUAUUAGCUGAUAAUGCAGAAGUUAGUUUCGUUGGCGCUUAUUCCAAUGUUAUUAAUCUGCUCAAGCAGCAAAAGGAAGAAAAAUAUAUUACAAUAUCUGUACUUGAACAAUGUUUUAUGUGUUUCAGGCAACUUGAUUUCGAACAACUUUCAACGAAAUGGGUAGAAUUUAUUUUAACACAAUUAGAGACUCGUCAUGCUCUACACGUUGCUAUGUCAAUUAACAUAGUUGCUCUUGCAGCAGUUACUUUGUUAAAAAAAGGAAAAGAAAUAGAAAUGCAAGGCUUGACUAAAAUGUUUUUUCGAGUCUCAAGCAUCACAAUUCGUAAUCUAGAAGAAUGGUAUGCUUCAUCUGCAGAAGCAACAAUUUUUCGAAGACGCCGAGCUUCAUCAGCAGGAGAAAUGUCUGCAAGUGAAGAGGAAGAGGAAAAAAACAGCAUGCAAAUGUCUUCAUUAGAUCAGGAUGUGAUAUCAGUUCAUGAUGAAGCAGAUGAGGAGGAAGACUUAGUACUCAGCAAGAGAAAGCAUGAAACACAACAUAGAAUCCAAGCACUGCUUGUCUGUUUACUGCAUGCUGCAACUUCUUUGGCUCCACACGUUUACAAUGACAGAGUUCCAUCUUCAGUUUACUGUGAAUAUGAAGAUUAUUGCCAACAGUUAAUACAGUUUUUAAAUUUGUUAGAAUUAAGCUUGGAUGGUGGACUAGAGAGUUUUUGGCAGCUUGGUGGUCCAACCCCAUGGGUUCUUUUAACACGUUUUUUGCAAAAUUUUGUGAAAUCUUCCUUUACACCUGUCGAAUAUGAAGAAUUCUUUCGGUUCACGCCUAAAAAUUCAACAAAAGAAAAUAAAAUGAAAAAUAUGGCUAAAUUACGACUGGCUCAUGAUGCAGAAAAGGAGCAUAUUCGAACAUCUUUGCCACUGUACGUCAUUCCAGAAGAAGAUGUUUUACUAAAACGUUUGGAAACUAUUAAAACAAUUUUGAGGAAAGGUAAACUAAUCGUAGUUAUAGCGGAAGGUACAUUUCGGAGUAUGGAUAUGAAGAAAGACAAGCCAGAGGUUCGGAAAGCCUUACGUUGGAUUAAUGUCCGUAUAUCCAAAGAUAAUGGACGUUUAAAAAUCAUUCCGAAGUCAACACCAGAAAAAUGUGCGGAGAAGCUGACGACACAGAUACCGACGACAUCUACUGUAUUUGUUACCAUUCUUACAUUGUCGCAAGUUGAAGCUAAUCCAGUUAUUAAGCCAAUAACCGUGGAAAAUGUAGAUGACUUUUGUGCCCGAUAUGAAAAGGCUCAAAAAGAUUUCUCACUCAGCAAUUGA
Messenger RNA from Thelazia callipaeda (thelaziosis nematode), 1860 nucleotides. The record is from the annotation of a GenBank genome assembly. NCBI's taxonomy places the organism in Eukaryota, Metazoa, Nematoda, Chromadorea, Rhabditida, Thelaziidae.